This is a messenger RNA of Tarenaya hassleriana, 825 nucleotides long. RefSeq names its product mitochondrial import inner membrane translocase subunit Tim16. Gene Ontology annotation, cellular component: TIM23 mitochondrial import inner membrane translocase complex. The record is from RefSeq and is a predicted model, not a curated record. Bases 154 to 507 code for a protein of 117 amino acids. Gene Ontology annotation, biological process: protein import into mitochondrial matrix. NCBI's taxonomy places the organism in Eukaryota, Viridiplantae, Streptophyta, Magnoliopsida, Brassicales, Cleomaceae. The transcript is spliced from 5 exons.
CUCUCCUCCCCGACAAACCCCAAUUUUCGAUUUCGACUCAAUUCAUUCUCUCCAGGCCGAUUCUUCCUCACCUCCUGGUUGUCUGAAGAUUUGGAACAAGCCGCAACUUUUUUUUUCUCUAGUUUCCGAUCAUCGGUUUAGAAAUUACUGGAGAUGGCCGCUAAAAUUCUUGCAAACUUGAUUAUCAUGGGUUCCGGAAUAGUAGCCAGAGCUUUUGUUCAGGCAUAUCGUCAGGCACUUACAAAUGCAUCAAAAUCCGGUGUUGCGCAUGAAGCAGUCCAGAAUAUUAAGAGAGGAAGCAAAGUUAUGGCUGAACCAGAGGCCAGACAGGUUCUUGGUGUCACAGAGAAUUCAUCGUGGGAGGAAGUUGUAAAGAAAUAUGACAACUUAUUCGAAAGGAACGCACAAAACGGGAGCUUUUAUCUGCAGUCAAAGGUUCACAGGGCCAAGGAAUGCUUAGAGGUGGUUUACCAGAAGAGAGCAGAGGGGAAGAAUACUGACUCAUAAGUUAGAGGAGGCGAUCUGCUUAAACUCUGAGGAGAAAAUCUUAUUCUUUGAUCUCCUUCUGUUCACUGUAUAGGUGUAGCAGUGUCACUUAAAACCCUAGUCUUUUGGGCAUCCAAAAAUAGAAACAGGGAAGGAAAUGCGGCUAACUGAUAAAGAGUCUACAGGUGUUUGUAUGGAAUUGUUGCCGUUGACUUUUUGAGAGCUUUGUGGAUGGAGGUCAACGACAUGUUUGAUUUGAUCUUUCAUGUUCUUGCGUCGUGUUUCGAGUUUGUGUGUCUGUGUUCUUCUUACGAAUCAAGACUUCGAGCCUUUUGUUGA